Heterobasidion irregulare TC 32-1 is the source of this 833-nucleotide messenger RNA. RefSeq lists its product as uncharacterized. The record is from RefSeq and is a predicted model, not a curated record. Bases 40 to 636 code for a protein of 198 amino acids. NCBI's taxonomy places the organism in Eukaryota, Fungi, Basidiomycota, Agaricomycetes, Russulales, Bondarzewiaceae. The transcript is spliced from 3 exons. Gene Ontology annotation, molecular function: protein binding.
UCAGACGAUAUACCUCCUACGCGUCAUGAGAAGUAUUACAUGGAAGAUGCACUUUCAAUCUUCCUAGUUUCUGGUCGCCUAUACAAAGUACACCGAUAUCUACUAUCACAGUCGGUCGCCUUUCGCGACAUGUUCACAUGUCCUCCUGGUCCCAAUGCUAUGGUGCAAGGCGAAACAGAUGCCGACCCAAUCACUCUACAAGGAGUGACCCAGGAGGAGUUCGAGGCUCUUCUCGAUGUAUUCUACGAUAGUAAUCAUGACGGGUAUUCCAAAAUCACUCUCCAGCAAUGGAUGCACAUCUUGUCUAUUGCUUCAGUCUUCCAAUUCGAUAACAUCAGAGAGCGUGCCAUCAGGGAGAUCACGAAACACGAACCUAAUCUAGACGCUAUGCAGGAGAUAGAAUUAGCACUGAAACACGAAGUGCGCCAAUGGGCUCUAGAAGGACUCGCCAAGCUCUUAUUGCGGCCUGAAGUCCUGGACGAGGAUGAGGCUUCGCGCCUGCCUUUGGGUAUGGUAGUGAAACUUUGGAAGGCACGAGAGGAGUACGUGACAGACAAGCUGAGCAGGUCACCGCAUGUUCGUUUAAGUCAUCGAGCCUAUGUUUUAAAACAUUUCGAUGGCUAUUCUUUUCCAUGAUAGUUUUUUUGGGCACAAUGCUUCAUCUUGAUUGUAUAGAAAUCUAUCCAGAAUACCGACCUCGACAAGUACAAAUAUCACUAUGAUUAUGGUCAGGCCAUCCUAUUGGCGAGCCUUUCAUGAUUAAAAUGUAUGGUAGUAAAUAGCAGAGACUAGUGUCGUCUAUACAGCAGCGCUGAAUGCGAAAAUAUAAGCUG